This is a messenger RNA of Coccomyxa subellipsoidea C-169, 864 nucleotides long. RefSeq names its product NAD(P)-binding protein. The transcript is spliced from 6 exons. Gene Ontology annotation, molecular function: oxidoreductase activity. Lineage: Eukaryota; Viridiplantae; Chlorophyta; Trebouxiophyceae; Coccomyxaceae. The record is from RefSeq and is a predicted model, not a curated record. Bases 1 to 864 code for a protein of 287 amino acids.
AUGGCGCUCCGGACUCUGGCGAAAGGCUUCAUGGACCAUGCAACAUCUCAGAGGGCCCCGGAAAGCCUGAAGAUGCUCAGGCGAUCAUUUGCAGGAAAGAACGAGCCACUAGUGUAUGUGGUGUUCGGGGCGGCGGGAGCUGUCGGCAGCGAUUUGGUGGGCAGGCUAGUGGCACAGUCAGGGGCACAGGUCUUUGCCUCCGACCGGGACACCUCCGAUCUCGACAAGCUCAAGGAAGCCACCAUCGUGCCUGCUGAUACCCUGGACCAGGAUGCGGUGGCAAAUGUGAUUGCCAAAGCGGCAGAAGCACAUGGGAGAGUGGACGGCGUGGCCAGCUGCGUGGGCAGCAUGCUCAUCAAGCCGGCGCACCUGACCAGCACGGAAGAGUUUGUGGAAAUUAUGCAGGAGAACGCCCUGUCGGCAUUCCACAUCCUCAAGGGCUCGGUGGGCGCAAUGAUGUCAUCGGGCGGCGGCAGCAUUGUUCUAUGCAGCAGCUCGAUUGCGCACCGGGGCAUGGCCAACCAUGACGCGCUGGCCGCGGCAAAAGGCGCCGUUUCUAGCCUCGCCCUUUCUGCGGCCAGCACUUACUCUCCGCACAACAUCCGCGUCAAUGUCUGCGUCCCAGGCGUGAUUGAGGCGAAGAUGACGGAGAAGCUGACAGAGAGCGAUGAUGCACGCGAUGCCUCUGAGCGCAUGAUUGCGCUUGGCCGCCUGGGAACGCCGGGGGAUGUCGGCCGUGCACUUGAGUUCCUGCUGCACCCCAACAACGCCUACAUCACAGGCACCUUCCUGCAUGUGGAUGGGGGCUUGGGAUCCAUGGCACCAGCCCGCGCUGGAGACUCAAAGACCGUCAAGCAGAACUGA